Messenger RNA from Dendroctonus ponderosae (mountain pine beetle), 2192 nucleotides. It is a transcript of the gene APC7, whose product is annotated as anaphase-promoting complex subunit 7. The record is from RefSeq and is a predicted model, not a curated record. The coding region runs from base 243 to 1934 and encodes 563 amino acids. NCBI's taxonomy places the organism in Eukaryota, Metazoa, Arthropoda, Insecta, Coleoptera, Curculionidae. The transcript has 9 exons. Gene Ontology annotation, biological process: cell division. Gene Ontology annotation, molecular function: protein binding.
UCUAUCAAUGCCACAGAUCACAGAGUAACAUCUGUAAUCUGUGAUCUAUGCUUAAUGCAAAUCCAAACAUUACACACUUUAGUGGUUUUUUGUGUUUAUAUGGUGUUUGUCUAUCUCUUGUUUACGGUGUUCGUCUAGCUGUUUCUGUGUAGUACAUUACGAAAUCUGGCUGUGAUAUUUGGAAGGGAAGACUGAAAUCCUCAUAGAAAAAUUACAGGCAAUUUAACAGAACCAACGUAAAUAUGACUUCAAUUGUGUUGCUCAAACAGCUGAAACUAUUGCAAGAACAGGAGCUCUAUUCGAGCAUAAUUAAAAUUUGCGUAUUAUCAUUAACAGAGAUUGAACAAAAACCCGAGUACUCCACUUUGCUGCGAAAAUUUCACAUUUCCCUAUAUUAUGCCGAUGCGUUGUAUCAAACAAGAAACUUUACACAAGCAGAAAAUCAUUACCGUCAAGCGCUCCAAAUGAGAAAAACCAUUGUAAGCAAGACGAAAAACGUACACAAAAAAGUUAUAGAAAACCAAGACGAAAUAGCCAGCGAUGUGGACAUUAAGUACAAAAUAUAUCGUUGCUGUCUGGCGUUAAAUCAGAAAAAUGCUGCAGCGGACAUCUUGCAAACGAUAGCAGCUAGACAACGAACACCUAAGAUUUAUAUGGCACUGGGGAAUAUUUACAAGGAUGUCGGUAUGGAUAGGUUAGCCAUAACGUGCUUCAAGGAGGUGCUUAGAGAGUGCCCUUUAGCCAUUGAAGCUAUGGAAAUUUUACUUAAACUGGGUGUUAAUGGUGUUGAAGUAAACUCUUUGGUAAUGGAAGUGUCAUUAGAAAUAACUUGGUUAGGUACUUGGAUCAAAGCGCAAGCCCAGUUUCUUGCAAAAGAUUAUGCGAGUGCUAUACUAACAUACAAAAGCCUGGACACCCAUGGGAUGCUUAAAGACAACACUGUUUUAACUGUUAACAUGGCAUAUUGUUAUUAUUACAUGUGCGAAGAUAGCAAAGCGAUAUCUCUUUUGCAAAAAGCCGUUCGAAUUGAUCCAAAUCUCAACUGGGGUCUAGCAUUGUUGUCCACGCUCUUAGCAGCCUCAGGCAACAAAGAGUAUCAGUAUGAACUAGAAAAAUUAACACCGAAUUUAGAAACCUCCUUGUGGACCGACGAACACUGGGUGGUUUUAGGAAAUCUCAUGUUGCUCCUCAAGAAAUACGAAAGAGCCGCAUAUUUCGGCCAGCAAGCCUGCAUGAUGGGCAAGAACGUGGAAGCCCUACUUUUACGAGCAAACGCGUUGUUUUUUUUAAAGAAGUAUCAAGAAGCAGCUGUACAAUGUACAAACGCUUUACAGAUUGCUCCAUUUAGAUAUGACCUUCACAAAUGUUUGAUAUUGUGUUACCUGAAUUCCAACCGGCUAAGAGAAGCGGAAUCCAUGGCAUUGCACGCGUGUAAAGUAUUAAACUAUACGCCUCAAGCUUACUGCUUACAUGCAUCUUGUCUUCUAAAAGACCCACUGGCCACGAUGAAAAAUACUCGUCGAAUUUUGGAAAAAGUCGUUGAACAGGACAAGCAAGGCCAUACGGAUGCAGUUUAUAUGCUAGCAGAUUUGCUAAUCCGAGAGCAACAGUAUGACCAGGCAACUCAGAUACUGUUAAAGGCUUUGGACACUCAAAAACCCACAUCAAAGUUGCAUCAGCUUUUAGGAGAAUGUUAUGCGAACUUGCAAAAAGACGAUGAGGCCUUCAAUAAUUACACAAUAGCGAUGAGGCUCGAUCCUCAAAACCAAAGAGCAACGGAAGGUUUAAACAAUAUAGAGCGAAGGGAAAGGUUUUAUUCAACAACAGAAAACAGUUACAGUUCAAGACGAGCAAACUCUGAUCACGAAGCGGAUGCUGAAAGCGACAGCGAGCUAUGGAAUGGAUCAGUGGACAUGGCCAAUUUUGAUUCCUAAUGUUGCUAUUAACUAUUUAUUAAGCGCCAUUUAAGUGUCUAAAUAUAUGAUAUUUUUUAUUUUUAAAUAAUUAUUCUAGACGUCAUUCUAAAUCGUGUAAGCGGCGGUUCACAUGUGGUCAUUAAUAAGUGCUAAAUUCUUCCGGAUUCAAAAAUAUUUUAGAAAUGUUAUAUUUCAAGUAGCGUCAAUUGUUAGUCACCCCAGAUGGAAAUUGUAAACUGAUUAAAAUUGGUUUAAAAGUGCCAUAAAUCUUGGAAA